UUGAAAGCGAUAAUUCGGUGGGAAAGAGAGAAAAAUAUAAAAAUCAGUCCAAAUGACGGGUCCUCGGUUCGUAGUGUGUCGUCACGGUGCGCGUGAAGUCUGAUGAGUGCGCGAAUAGUUUGUUUGUUUGUUUGUUUGUUUAUUUUUUUAUUUCUCUUGGUUUGUUCGUUCAACUGAAAGUGCGUGCCCCCCUUGGAUUUAAUAUUUAAAAGAACGACGGCAAGAUGCUGAGGCCGCGGCGAUAUUUGGAUUACCCAGCAGCUGCCGUCGUCGUACUCGUUUCACUGCUCAUCCUCGUCGUUGACCUUCCGAUCGUUCACGGAUUCAUCUCUUGUUCACCAAGCCCCUGUAAAAACGAGGGGAUCUGUGUGUCACCGUUUCGGGGCGAGUCCUUCUGCAACUGCACAUCGAAAUACGUGGGUGAAUACUGCCAACAUCUGAAUCCCUGUCACAAAGGUCCGCGCUGUCAAAACGGUGGCUCGUGCCGAGUCCGCGAGGGUAUCGACGGCGGUACUCCUUCCUUCGUUUGCUCGUGUCCCGUGGGAUUCAGCGCUAGCCUGUGUGAGAUACCGCUCGAAAACGCUUGCGAUUCGUUGCCCUGUUUCAACGGAGCAACCUGCGUCCUCAAAUCGCUGUGGGACUAUUCCUGCACUUGUGCAUCGGGUUAUACGGGUGAACAUUGCGAGAGCGUCGAUCAUUGCGCAUCGUCACCGUGCAGAAACGGCGCGGAGUGCAAUUCGCUCGACGACGGUUAUCGGUGCACAUGCGCUUCGGGAUUCACGGGAUCGAAUUGCGCCGAGGAUAUCGACGAAUGCGAACACGAUCCCUGCAAGUAUGGAAGCUGCAAAAAUACCCAUGGCUCUUACAAAUGCAUGUGCACGACGGGAUAUACUGGACAGAAUUGCGAGAACGAAUACAUCCCCUGUGAUCCGUCGCCGUGUGAGAACGGUGGCUCGUGCCGGCAGAUCAGCCAGUCGGACUACCAAUGCACCUGUCCCGAGGGAUUCCGAGGCGAACACUGCGAAGAAAACAUCGAUGAUUGCCCCGGGAAUCUCUGCCAGAAUGGCGCAACCUGCAUGGACCGCGUCAACGAGUACUCGUGCCUCUGUCCACCGGCGUUUACCGGCGCCCAGUGCGAAUUCGACGUUGACGAGUGCUCGGUCCGGCCAUCGCUGUGUCACAACGGCGCGACAUGCACCAAUUCGCACGGCAGUUAUUCUUGCAUUUGCGUAAACGGCUGGACCGGACCGGAUUGCAGCAUCAACAUCGACGAUUGCGCAGGUGCUGCCUGCUUCAACGGCGCUACUUGCAUCGAUCGCGUUGGCAGUUUUUACUGCCGGUGCACUUACGGAAAAACUGGUCUUCUCUGUCAUCUCGACGACGCGUGCACCUCGAACCCCUGUCAUCAGGGCGCCAUUUGUGACACGAGCCCCAUCAAUGGAUCCUUCACCUGCUCCUGCGCGAGUGGCUACAAAGGACUCAACUGCUCCGAGGAUAUCAACGAGUGCGAGCAAGGUUCGCCGUGCGAGCACGACGGCAUUUGCGUCAACACCCCCGGCUCGUUCGCCUGCAACUGCACUCAGGGCUUCACCGGACCGAGGUGCGAGACCAACGUCAACGAGUGCGAAUCUCAUCCGUGCCAAAAUGGGGGCUCCUGUCUCGACGAUCCUGGAACUUUUCGAUGUGUCUGCAUGCCUGGGUUCAUGGGUACUCAGUGCGAGAUCGACAUAGACGAAUGCGCCGCGAAUCCCUGUUUGAACAACGGUGUCUGCACCGAUCUGAUAAACUCGUUCAGAUGCACGUGCGCGGACGGUUUCGGUGGAUCGCACUGUCAAAUAAACAUCGACGAUUGCGCCUCGUUGCCCUGUCGUAACGGGGGUACGUGUCAGGACUCAAUAGCCAAAUACACGUGCGAGUGUCCGCCAGGAUUCACGGGUGCGUCAUGCGAGACGAAUAUAAACGAUUGUCAGUCGAGUCCUUGUCACAGCGGGUCAUGCAUCGACGGAGAGAACUCCUUCACUUGCAACUGUUGGCCAGGAUUCACAGGGCGUUUGUGCCAGACACAGAUCGACGAGUGCGAGAGCAAUCCGUGUCAAUACGGCGGCAGAUGCGAGGAUCUCAUCGACGGUUAUCAGUGCAUUUGCAGGCCGGGCACUUCCGGCACGAACUGCGAGGUCAACGUCAACGAGUGUUACAGCAAUCCCUGUCGGAACGGGGCGACGUGCAUCGACGGAAUCAACAGCAAUCGGAUGCCCGGUCUAGGAUGGUACUCUUGCGAGUGCGAAUCAGGAUUCACAGGGCAGCAUUGCGAGACGGACAUAAACGAAUGCGCGAGCAAUCCUUGCGCGAACGGCGGGCGUUGCAUCGACGUGAUAAACGGCUUCAGAUGCGAGUGUCCACGAGGAUAUUACGACGCGAGGUGCUUGAGCGACGUGGACGAAUGUUCGAGCAAUCCAUGCUCGCACGGCGGCACGUGCGAGGACGGUGUGAAUCAAUUUAUUUGCCAUUGUUUGCCGGGCUACGGGGGCAAGAGAUGCGAGGCUGAUAUCGACGAAUGCGGUUCGAAUCCUUGUCAACACGGCGGCAUUUGCAACGACCAUCUCAACGAUUACAGCUGCCAGUGUCUAGCCGGUUACACCGGCACGAACUGCGAAACGAACAUCGACGACUGCGCCAAUAAUCCUUGCCAGAACAGCGGAUCCUGCAUCGAUCUCGUAAACGACUACAAAUGCGUUUGCGAACUGCCCCACACCGGCAGAAACUGCGAGGACAAAUUGGAUCCCUGCUCACCCAACAAAUGCCUUCACAGUGCCAAAUGCUCGCCCUCCUCAAACUUCCUCGAUUUUGCUUGUACCUGCACCGUUGGCUAUACCGGACGUCUGUGCGACGAGGACGUCGACGAAUGCGUCAUGACAUCGCCCUGCAGAAACGGAGCUACUUGCCGCAAUACGAACGGCUCCUACCAGUGCGUUUGUGCCAAAGGAUACGAGGGACGUGACUGUAUCAUCAAUACCGACGACUGUGCUUCUUUCCCAUGCCAAAACGGUGGAACCUGUUUGGACGGAAUCGGUGAUUACACGUGUUUGUGCGUGGACGGUUUCAGCGGUAAACAUUGCGAGGUUGACGUGGACGAGUGUCUCUCAUCACCCUGUCAGAACGGUGCGAUAUGCAAGGAAUACGUAAAUUCUUACACGUGUCAAUGUCAAUUGGGAUUCUCGGGCAUAAACUGUCAAACGAACGACGAGGAUUGUACGGACAGCAGUUGUAUGAACGGUGGAAAAUGUAUCGACGGUAUAAACAACUACACGUGUCUCUGCCAGCCAGCGUACACAGGCUCAAACUGUCAAUAUCGAAUAAACGAGUGCGACAGUUCGCCCUGUUGGAACGGAGCUACUUGUCACGACGAUAUAAACCAUCAUUACACCUGUCACUGUCCUUACGGUUACAAGGGACAGGUUUGCGACACGUACAUCGAUUGGUGUGCCGACAUGCCCUGCGAAAACGGAGCGACCUGUGUGCAACGCAGGAACAAAUAUCAUUGCAACUGUGCACCCGGCUGGACAGGAAAAGUGUGCGACGUCGAGAUGGUCUCUUGCAAGGACGCUGCGUUACGUAAAAACGUGCCUGAAAAGAAUCUCUGCAACAAUGGAACUUGCGAGGAUAUUGGUAACAGUCACAGGUGUCAUUGUAUCGAGGGUUACACCGGUUCGUACUGCCAAGAAGAGAUAAACGAGUGUGAUUCAGCACCCUGUCAAAACGGCGCGACCUGCAGAGAUCUCGUUGGUUCUUAUCAGUGCCAAUGCACCGAAGGUUUCCAGGGACAAAAUUGUGAGCUCAACGUCGACGAUUGUCAACCGAAUCCCUGCCAAAACGGCGGCACUUGUCACGAUCUCGUAAAUAACUUCAGUUGUUCGUGUCCUCCGGGUGCACUGGGAAUAAUUUGCGACAUGAACGUAAACGAUUGCGUCGUUGGGGCUUGCCACAACAACGGCACUUGCACCGAUCGCGUUGGCGGCUUCGAGUGUCGUUGUCCCGCGGGUUUCGUUGGUCCGCGUUGCGAGGGCGACAUCAACGAGUGUCUGUCCAAUCCUUGCGCCUCACCCGGAACACAAGACUGCGUACAACUCGUCAACAACUAUCACUGCAACUGCAAACCCGGAUACAUGGGACGCCACUGCGAGGUCAAAGUCAACUUUUGCGACAGCUCACCCUGCCAAAACGGCGGCGUUUGCACCGCUAAACAAGCCGGCCACACUUGCCUUUGCCCGACGGAUUACCACGGACACAACUGCGAAUUCGCUGGAUCACUCUGCGACGCUGAGCCUUGCUUGAACGGCGGUUCGUGCAGAGUCGCCGAUACCGAAAUUGGCUAUCGGUGCUACUGUCAACCCGGCGUCACGGGAACCCACUGCGAAAUCGACGCCAAAGACGAAUGCGCCAGCAAUCCUUGUCAACAGUCCGAUGCAAUGUGCGAAAAUUUAAUCGGCGACUACGCUUGUUACUGCCCUCCAAAGUGGACAGGCAAGAACUGCGAAAUUUACGAUCCGAACUAUCGAGGCGGUGUCUUUGGACGUUUGAACUCUAUGAUACCAAAGACCAUGAACGCUUUUGAUCUCGAUCUCGAGCGCGAAAAGAAAAAAUGCGUAGAAAAUCGUUGUCAAGAAAAAUCUGGCAACCAUCAUUGCGACGAAGAGUGCAACAAAUACGCCUGCAAUUUCGACGGGAACGAUUGCUCGCUCGGCAUCAACCCGUGGAGAAACUGCACCGCUCCUAUCAACUGUUGGGACGUAUUCAUGAACGACGUUUGCGACGAGGUUUGCAACAAUGCGCAGUGCCUCUUCGACGGACGGGAUUGCGAGAAAAAGCUCGCUCCCUGCAACCCCAUUUAUGACGCUUAUUGCAGAAAACACUAUGCCAACGGGCACUGCGACUACGGCUGCAACAACGAGGAGUGUAACUGGGACGGCCUCGAUUGCGAGGACGAGAAACCCUCUUUAGCGGAAGGUGUUAUUUCCGUGGUGGUUCGCAUGGACAUGCAAAGUUUCCGCUCCAACAUCAUCGCCUUCCUCCGCGACAUUGGUCACCAGUUGAGAACAACGCUCCGCGUGAAGGAAGACGAGCUUGGCAACCCGAUGAUUUAUCCAUGGAAACGGGACCGUGAUCAGGGAAUGCAAACCAAUUUCUUCGGCAGACCGACAACCAUUUACAGCGAAGGUCAAAGCGGCGUCAAAGCUUAUCUCGAAAUUGACAACAGAAAAUGUACCGUCACCCAAGGCGCAGUAUGUUUCCCAUCGGCGAACGAAGCCGCCGAAUUCCUCGCGGCAACCGCCUCGAAACACUCGUUAUCCAGGAAUUUCCCUAUCGAGCAAGUACGCGGUGAAGUCGGACCGCAGGAUCCCGAUUAUCCGGAUUCACCGACCAACUACAAGUACGUUUUCAUCGGCGUGGUCAUUGUCGUACUCGGGGGUAUGCUCGUCGGCGUUCUCGUUACUGCUCAGAGAAAGCGGGCUGUCGGAGUUACCUGGUUCCCCGAUGGUUUCCUACGGACGAACACGAGCAGCGGCCCGCGGCGGAGAUCUCGUAGACGGGGACCGGAUGGACAAGAGAUGAGGAAUUUGAAUAAUCAGCCUUCGGUUAACUGCAUGGAUAUCGACGUAGUUAAUGGUCGUGGACAACAGUGGUCGGAUGACGAAUCGGAUUUGCCACCAUCGAAACGCAUGCGAGCUAUUGAGCCUGGAUAUGCGAGCGACCACACAGCGAUCACCGAUUACGAGGAAACGGAGCCGCGAAUGUGGACGCAGCAGCACCUCGAUGCGGCUGAAAUUCGCAACAGACCGGAUGCCGGAGUCCUGACACCGCCGAGCUUGGAGCACGGUCAGGACGUCGAUGUACGAGGACCUUGCGGAAUGACGCCGCUCAUGGUUGCGGCAGUUAGAGGCGGGGGAUUGGACACCGGUGAAGAGGAGGACGAGAGCGACGGAACCGCCGCGGUUAUUGCCGACCUCGUGGCUCAAGGCGCCGAUUUGAACGCGACUACGGACAAAAGCGGUGAAACUUCGUUACAUCUAGCAGCGAGAUACGCUCGGGCUGAUGCCGCAAAACGUUUGCUCGACGCGGGAGCAGACGCCAACUCACAGGACAACACCGGAAGAACGCCUCUCCAUUCGGCAGUAGCUGCCGACGCCAUGGGAGUCUUCCAGAUAUUGCUGAGAAACCGCGCAACCAACCUCAACGCGAGAAUGCAUGACGGCACGACACCGUUGACCCUCGCAGCAAGAUUAGCUACCGAAGGUAUGGUCGAAGAAUUAAUAAACGCCGAUGCCGAUAUCAACGCCGCUGAUAACAGCGGGAAAACAGCGCUCCACUGGGCUGCUGCUGUAAACAACGUUGAUGCUGUCAACAUUCUCCUCGUACACGGCGCGAAUCGCGACGCCCAAGACGACAAAGACGAAACGCCCCUGUUCCUCGCUGCUCGCGAGGGUAGCUUCGAAGCUUGCAAAGCUUUGUUGGAUACAUUUGCCAAUCGAGAGAUCACCGACCAUAUGGAUCGAUUGCCGAGGGACGUUGCCAGCGAAAGGCUGCAUCACGACAUCGUCAGAUUACUGGAUGAACAUGUACCGAGGUCGCCACAGAUUCCGGUCAUGCCGAACGGUUCUCUCAUGGGAUCGCCGAAUCAUCAAAACCUGAUAACGCAUCCAACGGUGAUAGGCUCAGCGCCGAAACAGCCGAAAGGGAAGAAGCGCUCGAAAGCCGGCGGAGCAAUAAAUCCAAACAGUCCGGAAUCGGAGGGAGUGGUGGCAGCAACGGUGAGGCGAAAAUCUUCGGUGAAGAAGCAACAGCCGAUAAAACGCGGUGCUCAGCCCCCAAACCAGGAGAUCCCUCAGGGAGCGGAGGGAGCCGAGGGAAAUCUUCCGAGCCCGUUCGACAGCGCGAGUCUGUACAGCAACGCGCUCCCACUCGUAGGUCACACGACAACAACAACGGCGAAGCAACCACCGCCGUACGAGGAUUGUAUAAAGGGUCAAACGAUGCAGGGGCUUCAACAAUUGGGUCUGGAUACGUUUACGACGAACACGUACGGUUUGCCGAAUUUUCAUGACCAGUUGCUCGCUCCCCAUCAGCGACAGACCCAAGGAAUGGUGAACACCUUGUCACCGCCUUACAGCAAUCAAUCACCGCCCCAUUCGGUGCAAUCGAACAUGACGUUAUCGCCACAAGCGAGUUACAUGGGCUCGCCAUCGCCGGCCAAGAGUAGACCGUCGUUGCCAACAUCGCCGACUCACAUAGCCGCGAUGAGGCAAGCGACGCAUCAAAAACACGGCGGGAUGCCACCCGUCGGUUUUGACUUCGAUAAUCUUCCCUAUUCCACCAAUCAACAACAGCAACAAAUGCAACAGACUCAACAACAGAUACAGCAACAGCAACAACAGCAGCAACAACAACAACAGCAGCAGCAGCAGCAGCAGCAACAACAGCAACAACAACAACAACAACAGCAACAGCAGCAACAACAACAACAAAACUCCCAACAACAACAAACCCAACAGUACUAUCAGUACUUGACGCCCCCCUCGCAUCAUUCCGGCCCGGAUGUUACGCCACAGCAUCUCAUGCAAGCACCCGAGAGCUUUCCCACCCCCUCGCCCGACAGCCCCGGCCACUGGUCCUCGAGUUCCCCCCACUCUAACAGCGAUUGGUCCGAAUGCGUAGCCUCGCCGAACGCCUACGCUCCCGGCGGACCGCACCAAGGUACCAAAGGCUCCGAAGCUAUCUACAUAUGAGCAACGUUUAUCUCGCCUCGCGCAAAUGAGUGAUGAAUUUUUAAACAAAAUAGAAAAUAUAUAUAGAUUUUCAUAUAUAAAUAUAUAUAUAUAUAUACUGCACGAGGGUAUAUAUUUAUACAGAUAUAC
Molecule: messenger RNA, 7910 nt
Organism: Venturia canescens
Lineage: Eukaryota; Metazoa; Arthropoda; Insecta; Hymenoptera; Ichneumonidae
Gene: N
Product: neurogenic locus Notch protein
Exons: 13
Coding region: 225-7781 (2518 amino acids)
Biological process (GO): cell differentiation; Notch signaling pathway; regulation of developmental process
Cellular component (GO): cell surface; signaling receptor complex; plasma membrane
Molecular function (GO): protein binding; calcium ion binding
Source: RefSeq, a predicted model, not a curated record